This is a messenger RNA of Fonsecaea multimorphosa CBS 102226, 3237 nucleotides long. RefSeq lists its product as uncharacterized. Gene Ontology annotation, molecular function: protein binding. Bases 1 to 3237 code for a protein of 1078 amino acids. Gene Ontology annotation, biological process: intracellular protein transport; retrograde transport, endosome to Golgi. The record is from RefSeq and is a predicted model, not a curated record. Lineage: Eukaryota; Fungi; Ascomycota; Eurotiomycetes; Chaetothyriales; Herpotrichiellaceae. The transcript has a single exon. Gene Ontology annotation, cellular component: cytosol; Golgi membrane; Ric1-Rgp1 guanyl-nucleotide exchange factor complex.
AUGUAUUGGCCAUGCAGCGUGCCGCAGAUCUUCGCAUACCAUGGCCCCAGCGCGGUGACUGCCCAACACCCCGAAGGAGCAGAAGCAGAAGCCGGCCACGAAGACGGCUCAAAUGAGGAGGUAGAGAAGAAUGGUUCUACUCACGAUGACUCCAAUGCUAUCAUCGACCUUCAAGCUGCGCGGCAUGACCACCUCUUUGCGACAAUUAGCCCCUUCCAAUUGGAUUUGUGGUCAACGCGACCUGUGGUCGUCCUCGCCUCGCUCUCUCGUUCUCCAAAGUCGCUGGAAACUUAUGGCAAGAAUCUGGGCGUCGCGUUCAAACCAGACGGGAGCACCUUGGUCAUUCGCACGGCGGGAGGCUAUUUGAUGCUCUACUCUGUAGAAAGCGAUCAGACCGCCAGGGUCCUGCAACAACAGUAUGGGUAUAGCCAGGCAAAACGUCAAAACAUCAUGCGAAGUUUUGGAACCGACGAGACCGUUGGGGUACCAGAGGUUCUCUUGCGCUUUCGAAGAGCCAUCAAAAUCGAUGCUGGGAUUAAUUCGAUCAACGCCCUUGACUCGGAAAUAAUUGUGGCAACGACCAAACCUGCUGCCGUGCAGUGCAUUCGGUGGGACCUUCAGAAGGAUGGCUCCAAUGCGGUCGCCCAGCUACUGAACAGGAUGGACUGGAUCACCCAGAAAUCGAGCAUAUCAACCAUGAUCCAUGACAGAGCCAUGAACCUUUCCGUCUGGUUGUCACAGGACGGCCAUGCGUAUGCGGUGCAGCGGAUCAAACCCCAACUGUCACGAGCACCGUCGUCAGAUGACUCCAUUCCCUCCUCAAGGGGAUCCACGACCCCAGCGACAAGGUUGUUUGACGGCUACUGCUUUCACAAGCCUGAACCACCAACCUCCAGUGCAACAUUUGCGAGUAUCAAUGCCCGGUUCUCACUCAUCGCCAUUGCUACCUCGGGAGGAGAAAUCAUCUGCUAUUCUGCAAAAGACUACGCCGGGAAUAUUCCAUUGUCACAUACUUUCAGGGCUUCCACUUCGCCCUCAUCUAGAGGCGCUAUUACAUGUCUCGUAUGGUCUCCUGAUGGAUACUGUCUCUUUGUCGGAUACGAACAGGGUUGGUGUACGUGGUCGGUGUUCGGAAAGGAGGGCGCUUCAACCUUCCACCAAAACCUGACGCACGCAGAGUCCAAUUCUGAGAAAUGGCUCCUCGCUGUCCAACGAGCGACAUGGAUCGGUGCUGGUGGCGAGAUUCUCCUCACAACCGCGUCUGAAAAUCGGAUUUGGAAGUUAGAAAUGUCGCGGAGUGCCGCCAUGGGGUGUUUCUCUUGCGCCAAUCUCGUUCGGGCUCUUCUCCAGACUCCCACAGAACUGACAGUCUAUCGUGGCCAUGAACUCCCCGACCUGACUUCCAUAUCGAAUGAGGCAUCUCUUUGGCAUCACGCCGAAUAUCCACAUGUUUAUCUACACACUCAAUGGCCUAUCAAGUCGUGUGUCGUUUCACAAGACGGAAGAUAUGUUGCAAUUGCUGGUCGCCGGGGCUUGGCUCACUACAGUCUUCAGAGCGGAAGGUGGAAGACAUUCUCUGACUUAUCGGUAGAAAGUUCGUUCGCAGUCCGCGGAGGGAUGUGCUGGUUCAACCAUGUGCUUGCCGUUGCAACUGAGAAUACCAGUGGGUACGACUUGCGAUUGUACUCGCGGGAGCUCGAGCUGGGUCGUUUCCCGUUGCAUAACGAAGCAUUCUCCAUGCCCAUCGUGUUUGUGGGCCCUUCAGGAGAAGACUCUCUGCUGGUCUAUACAUACGAGAACAUCCUCUACCACUAUAUCCUCAACAUAACCGAACGAGGUGCACAGCUUGUGCAAGUGGGCCAAAUCGCUUUUCAUGGCAUCGUGCGUGCCCCAAGCCGAGUUCGGUCCGUCAGCUGGGUUGUACCAGAUUCUCAGCUUCGAAACGGGGAUCCCUCUAGAGACGUGGAAUUCGCAUCCGUCCUGUUCCUCGUUGACGACAAGUUGGUGUUGUUGCAAGCGUCUCGGAACGAAAAGGACGAGCUCAAAUACGACAUGCGCGUCAUUGCUCAGCAUGUCGAGUACUACAUUCUAAUGCGUGACCAGAUAUACUUCAACUUUAGUACUGGCCCGGAUGAAUCCGCGCCACCCACGCCGUCGCCUGGAUCGGCAUUCACCCUACGAAGCCAGCAAAACUACUCUCUACGAGACUCUCUCUGGACAUUCAGCGGUGAUGAACUUCGUCUCUGGCCCGAUGUGCGUGAUCUGUUCCACCACGCUGCAGGAGAUCUCAACACCUCGCCAGUCCUGUCUAUGUCCGUCGAUUUCUACCCUUUGUCCAUCCUUCUCACCAAAGGUGUUGUGCUCGGUAUUGAAUCCGAGCUUCUGCAACGGCGAGACGUCAACUUUGCCCAGUUCCGCUCCAGCAUCCGCACACAGCUUUUCCUCCCCUAUAUUCUUCGCCACCAACUCUGUGAAGCCAACGAUACCGCCGCGGCAUUCGGCCUAGCGAACCAGUACCAGAACCUCUCAUACUUUCCUCACGCGCUGGAGAUCCUGCUACACAAUGUCCUCGACGAUGAAGUUGAUCGGAAACCUCAAAUGAAGGCCAACCAGGAUGAUGAAGAUGAGGCACAGGGCCCAUUGCCGGCUGUUCUCUCAUUCCUCCAACUCGUCCUCCCACCGACAACAUACUUGUCGACCGUGGUGCAAUGCAUCCGCAAAACAGAGCUAUCGUCCUGGCGCACGCUAUUCGCACACCUCCCACCGCCUCUCACCUUGUUCGAACAAGCCCUUGAACUCGAGGACCUCAAGACCGCCGGCGGCUACCUCAUCGUCCUGCAGGGGCUGGAGGAACAAGAAGGUAACGGGUCCGAGUCUGAGUCCGAGGUGGCCUACGACGCCCGCAAGUUUGAAGGCUACGUCAUCCGCCUGAUGAAACUCGCGCGUCAAAAGGGCGAUUUCGAGCUGUGCGCGGAACUCGCCCGGUUCAUGAUGGGCAUUGAUCCGAGGGGAGACGUGCUGAGGAGGGUCAUCGCCGGCGUCGGGUUCGGGAACAAGCCCACGCUUUUGGAGCCCCAUCGCACCGUGUCUGGCGCAGCAGCAACGUUGCAGAUACCGUCGCGGUCCAGGAGUAGAGCUAUGGAGGAAAGCUCCGAGGGAAGUUCGAGUCCGUCGCCGGUCAGAGUGAGCCAGGUCACUGGUGGUGACUAUUUCUCGAAUUCACCAGGUGGAUAUUGA